AUGGAGCAACCAAGUGGUGAAGUCUGGCAGCCACCUCCUCCUAUGGAAUACAAGUUAAACUUUGAUGCAGUGAUAUUUUUAGGGAUGGAGAAAUCCGGUAUAGGUGCAACAAUCAGAAAUGAGAAGGGCGAGGUUAUGGCUGGUAUGUCUGCUAUUGAGCCAAAGGUGGAUACAAGUGAAGAAGCUAAACUCCUUGUGUGUAGAAGAUCCAUUGAAUUCACUGUGGAUGCUGGUUUCACUAGACUAAUGAUAGAGGGAGACAAUACCAAUGUUAUGAAAGCAAUUUCUUCAGAUGUGGCUAACUACUCGUUUCUAGGCAAUGUGGUGGAUGAUAUUCGCCAUUUGAUUUCUGGUUUGCAGUGGGCUACAACUAGUAAGAUUAGGAGGGGAGGUAAUAAGGUAGCACAUGUUCUUAUUCAACAUGCUAGAAAUUUAGAAUAUGAUUUGUAUUGGUUGGAGGACUCUCCCCCACCAGCUUUGGAAGCCUUGUAUCAGGAUUUGGUAUUAUAA
Molecule: messenger RNA, 510 nt
Organism: Quercus robur (English oak)
Lineage: Eukaryota; Viridiplantae; Streptophyta; Magnoliopsida; Fagales; Fagaceae
Exons: 1
Coding region: 1-510 (169 amino acids)
Molecular function (GO): nucleic acid binding; RNA-DNA hybrid ribonuclease activity
Source: RefSeq, a predicted model, not a curated record